CCAGCCUAACAAUGACAAACACAGAGCGACAUGCAAGUCGGAGCCUCUCCUUGCGCUGCGACAGGUAGACAAGCCUACGCUCUCACCACGCAUUGGUCCGUUACACACCGUGCGGUUCUCCCAGUGCUUCCGAUGACCGGGCUUUCUCCAGGACAUGACAAUAAACCACCGUCAUGAAACGAAGCCAUUGCUAAUCUAGGACAAGGACUGAAGUCGUCGGUCAGAAAACACUAUUUAACAGCCGUGUACGCAUGCGCACGAUACUAAGAUUCAGGUGAAAGGGGAUCAUUUGAGAAACUCGUAACAGUGAGAGAAAGACGGACUUAAACAUCAUGGACGAAGAUACGGGCCCUACUAAAAUUGGUCAACUGGAAUGGCCCGAUAUUCUGGUCAUCAUCGCUUAUUUUGUGGUCGUCAUUGGUGUCGGCAUUUGGUCAUCAUGCAGAAACAGAGGGAGUGUUGGUGGCUAUUUCUUGGCCGGAAGAAGUAUGAACUGGAUACCGGUGGGAGCGUCGUUGUUUGCCAGUAACAUCGGCAGUGGACAUUUCAUCGGAUUGGCUGGUUCCGGUGCCGCAAGUGGGAUAGGCAUUGCUGUUUUUGAACUUAAUGCUAUCUUUGUGCUGAUGAUGCUGGGAUGGCUGUUUGUACCUGUAUACAUCGCUGCCGGGGUGUUUACAAUGCCCGAGUAUCUCAAGAAACGAUUUGGCGGACAGAGGAUCAGGGUUUACCUAUCCGUCCUGGCACUCAUUCUUUACGUCUUCACGAAAAUCUCGGCUGACUUGUACGCAGGCGCUGUGUUCAUCAACCAAUCACUGAACCUGAAUCUCUACGUGUCGGUCAUCAUAUUGCUCAUCAUUGCUGCACUCUUCACAAUUGCCGGUGGUCUGACUGCCGUCAUCUGGACCGACUUCGCCCAGACCAUCAUCAUGAUUAUCGGAGCAUUCAUCCUCAUGAUUAUGAGUUUUAUAAGAGUGGGAAGCUAUGAGGCCAUUGAGCGUAAGUUUUUCUCGGCUUGGCCCAAUACGACCCGGUACCCUGUGGAGAACUCGACGUAUGCAAAAUGCGGAAUCCCGCCGGAAAAUUCGUACCACCUGAUUCGUGCCGCUGACGACGGUGGUCUCCCAUGGCCGGGAAUCAUGUUCGGCUUGACGAUCUCCUCCGUUUGGUAUUGGUGCUCUGAUCAGGUAAUCGUACAGAGAGCAUUGGCGGCCAAAAACGUCACCCACGCCAAGGCUGGGACCAUCCUGGCGGGAUGGCUCAAGUUCCUACCCAUGUGGCUAAUCGUCUUUCCUGGAAUGAUAGCAAGAAUCCUCUUCCCAAAUACGGUUGGUUGUGGGGACCCCAAAGAAUGCAUGCGCAUUUGCGGUAGCGAAGCCGGAUGCACGAAUAUCGCCUACCCAAAGCUGGUACUAGAGGUGAUGCCUGUGGCCCUCCGUGGACUGAUGAUGGCCGUGAUGAUGUCUGCUCUCAUCUCCUCUCUCACCUCCAUCUUCAACAGCAGCAGCACAAUCUUCACCAUGGAUAUCUGGCGUAGGAUACGCAAGAACGCCAGCGAUAUCGAACUCAUGAUCGUGGGAAGAUGCUGUGUCCUCGUACUGGUCGGUGUCGGCAUCGCCUGGAUCCCGAUCGUACAGAACGUAAGUGAGCUGUUCCACUACAUCCAGGCCGUGACAAGCUACCUGGCGCCACCGGUCUGCGCCGUCUACGUCCUCGCUAUCUUCUGGAAGCGCAUCAAUGAACAGGGGGCCUUCUGGGGCUUGAUGAUCGGACUUGUCGUUGGCCUCAUCCGGUUCGCAUGGGAAUAUUCUUACCCAGCAUUCCCGUGUGGAACCCCUGGAGACGAUCCCAAACCUGCAAUCAUCGGCAAAGUUCACUACCUCCAUUUCGGUAUCAUUCUCUUCGGUGUUGUUGUUAUCGCUUGUACUGUUAUCAGCCUGCUCACAGCGCCCAUUGAUGAUGUCCACCUAUACCGAUUGACAUUUUGGACACGUCAUAGCAAGGCUGAACGCAUUGACAUCUCCGUGGAUGAAGACGUUGGAAGCCGGGAGAAAAUUGACAAGCACAAAUCUGCACAGGACUGGGACUGGAUCCCGAUUUGGAAGAAAGCCGGUAACUGGAUCUGCGGUAUUGAGAAGAUGGUGGAGGGUGAUGGUAUGACCGACGAGGAGAAGGCGGCGCUAGAGGCUAAGCAGAUCAAUAUUACCGAGAGACCUAUAUUGAGAACAAUUUGCAACAUCAACGCUGUCCUGCUCAUGACGUUCGCUGUCUUUGUUUGGGGAUUCUUCGCUUAAUUCUCACACGCGGGGAGGAAUCGGUGGUCAGACAUCCAAGAACAAUUUUGUGCACUCUACCUUUAAUCGUACUGCUCUGUUCAGAAAAGCUUGUGGAUCAUUUCUAGAAGAUAUUGAAAAGGCCAGUGACGUGUACCUCCCAACAACUGUAAAAUGACAGGGAUGCAUAGUAUCUGGUCGAUAUAAUGCGUUGACUAAAAAAACUUAAAAACUGAUGUUACGGUGGUUGUGCUAUGCAGUAAGUGAUGACGUCAGGGAUAUAUGCAUCGAUUGUGGUUGAUGACGUUAUGGUAUGCAUCAGAGUAGUUGGUGACGUCGUGCACGUGCAAUGAGGACACGUUGAUAUACUACGCCAAAAAAAAAAAAAAAAAAAGAUGAUAAGAUGAAACGCUACGCAACGUUACUGAUCACAUGACGAUAUGUUGCAUGCACAUGAUGGUAUAGAGUACACAGACUGAUGCAAGUUAACGGUACGUGGGUUAUGCGGGGAAAUCAAUUCCACGACAUGCACAUGAAGUUCAAGUAUGACGGUGUAUUGAUCCCGAGCACUACCGUUCUAUUGGACCGUAACGUCAGAGGAACGAUAACAGCGAUGUUAUAUGUAUCAACGGCUUUCUGUAUAGUGCAAUAUGAUAGAAACCAGAGUGCUUAAAGGCAUGGAUGAAUGGAAUGACCAUCCAUUCUUCCGUUUUAGAAACUGUUGAAAUCCAUCAUUCAUCCAGCUUCACAACGACAUCCUGGAAACAUUGCUCUCAUCACCAGUAACAUUGCUUUCAUCACAAACGUUCGCUAUCCAUGAUACUAGUGUAGAUGAUGACGCCAUGCACCAAACAUGCAGUUUACUAUAGUGGCUUCUGAGGUUUGAAACCAGCAUUUUAAACUGCACUAUAAAGUGAAAAACGAAAGAGGGGUAUUUUCAUAACUUACUCGAAGAAAGACGUACAUUUUUAAUUACUUGUUUGGUACAUGUAUUCCUAGAAUUGACUGUGUUUUCAGUCAGGCUGUGUUUUACCUGUAAGUUCGAGUUUGAGUUUUAAAGCUUUGAAUGGAAAUGAUAUGUUCACCUUUUCAAACUCCAUGUACAUACUAUUUAUAACAGAACCCAAACACACUGUCUCUCUAGCUGAUAUAUGUAAAACAGAUUAUUUUUGUAUGGCUACAACCUAUAACCUAUUUAUAUAAAGCUGUUAACCGGAAUCGACACAACCUUCAAAUAGGUACAUUUAAUUUCAAGUUCUGAAGGCUUUGCCUGAAAUGAAAGCUCUCAAACAACGUCGGUUAA
Molecule: messenger RNA, 3573 nt
Organism: Liolophura sinensis
Lineage: Eukaryota; Metazoa; Mollusca; Polyplacophora; Chitonida; Chitonidae
Product: sodium/glucose cotransporter 4-like
Exons: 15
Coding region: 333-2291 (652 amino acids)
Biological process (GO): transmembrane transport
Cellular component (GO): plasma membrane
Molecular function (GO): D-glucose:sodium symporter activity
Source: RefSeq, a predicted model, not a curated record